CACAUUUAUGGAAUUUUUUAUUAAUUCAGUGUAUACAGAGGUUUAUGUUUGGAAGCUCUUUUGCCCAUACAGACGAGCCGCGGCUGCUCUAUCCCACAAUUCAUUGCGCGCCGGUGACGACAGGAUUUUUAUUCAAAGAAAAUGGCGGGUGAGAGUUCUGUGGCGGCCGACGAAUUCACACAUAAAUGGAGCAAGGAGCAGACAGCUCAAUUUAUUAAAAUGAGGGCGGAAAAUGACCAUUUAUUUACCGAUGUGAAAUACUCGGCCAGUGUGCCUUGGAGGAUGGAUGACCUUCAUGACUUUUUGAAGUCAAGAAACGUCAAUGAUGACAUCAUACAGAAAAUGCAACAGGAUAAGAUUGAUUGCAGUGUCAUACAACUUAUGACAGAUGACCAGUUGAAGGAGUACCUGCCUUCCUAUGGUGACCGACUGGCUAUAUGCGGAUACUGCAGUCGAAAAGAACAAGAUCCCAGUGGCCGAAAAUCAAAAUUUUUUGAACGGCUAAGAACCAGGCUAGCAAGAAGCAAAGGUGACACUGCCAAUGUAUGUGACAGAAGAUCAAAAAAUGCUCUAAAGAGUAUGCGAAAAAUUGAGAUCGGAUGGAUGCAUUUUCGAGAAGGGAAGUUUACUCAGGUCCGAUCAAAAAAAGGUGGGGGUACAAAGAAAGUUACCGUAUCAAAGGAAUGUAGGAAAAAAGAUCUCCUUGAAAAGGCUGCUGAGUUGUUUUUUCCAGAUGUGAAAUGCUUCUUCAGAGAUUUUGUGGUCGACUUAACAGACUUUCAAGGGCAAACAAUAGAUGACCAGAUUACAGUUGGAGAACUUUAUGAGCUGACCAAAUUAACAAUGUUGCGUUUAUACUUGACAACCAAGGAGAAAGUCAUCCUUAGUGACACACAGUUCAACUUCAAGAGCGAAACAAUUACGCAAGGAAGGGAAAUCGUGCAAGAUUCCUGGUCCUCCACACAUACCAUCCAGUCCCCUCUGUUGACUGAGAAAGUAGAGCCAGACCUAAAUUAUGUAGGGAGUCGCAGUUUAAUUGCAACAGGCAGUGACGUUUUAUUGUCAGACUCCGUAACUAGCAUGACUGACGCAUCAAGUGCGAUUGAGAUGGAAGCAGCCAAUCAGCCAAAGGUGGACAAUUUAGAGGAUAAUGGCACUGUAACAAUCUCCACAGGACUCAUCUCUGGGCUGGAAGACACCUUACCUCUUUUAGGGGAACCGUAUUCUUUACCUUCUCCAAUUGAUAACUCACUGGAGCCCUUUGUUCAGAGUGAAAAGGAGAAGAAAAUUCUUGUUGUUCAUCGCGGUCAGGCACUUCGACAGCUUAUUGCACAUUUUUGUGACGAAAGUGUCUUGACGGAUGGCAUAUCUAUGAAAGUCAUUCUUCCCGAUGGACGGCUGGAAAAUGCUGUUGAUGAAGGGGGAGUUUUGAGGGAUGUGCUUUCAGAGUUUUGGCAUGAUUUUUUUGAGCAAUGCACUUUGGGAAAUAGCUUUAAGGUCCCUUAUCUACGACAUGACUUUGGUCACCAACAGUGGCAAAGCAUUGGCCGAAUCAUUGCAUUCGGUUGGCAAAAAGAGAAGUACCUGCCUGUAAAAAUAGCACCUGUAAUGCUGGAACAGGCAGCCCAUGGAUGUCUCACAACUAGUCUUGUGGACUGCUUUCUCAGAUAUGUUACAGAAUCUGACAGAAUGAUCCUAGAAUCAUGCCGUUCAGAUUUUGAAAAUGUGGACAAGGAAGAGCUGUUUGAGGUCCUGGAUCAUCAUAACUGUCGAAGAGUCCCAACAGCAGAUAAUAUCGAGCAGCUCUUGGAGGAGAUGGCACAUCAGAAGCUGAUUCAAGAACCUGCGUUUGUGAUAGAGCAGUGGCAUUAUGUGCUUGCACCUAUGCGGAUUGAGCUCCAGGACAUCGCAGCUGCCUAUGAUGAACUACAACCCACAUCAAGAAAGGUCAUGAAAUCAAUAGCCUACCCUGCUAUGAUGAAUGUACAACAAAAACAUACCGGCAGGUAUCUAAGUACUUUUCUCAGAGAAGCAGAUGAACAACACCUGUCCCUCUUCCUUCGGUUUUGCACGGGGUCAGAUUUGUUCCUGGGAAAGAACAUCACUGUUAGCUUCACACAGUUGGAAGGCUUUCAGAGACGACCCACUGCGCACACGUGUGGCUGUUACCUGGAGCUGCCUGUGAAUUAUGAUAACUACCCAGAGUUUCGCCAUGAAAUGAACAAAGUGUUGGAGAGCAACAUAUGGGUCAUGGAUAUAGUCUAGUACACUUAUGGCUCGUUUCCACCGAGCGGUACGAUUCAGUUCAGUACAGUAGGAUUUGUGACGGUAAACCCUGAUCGGGCUUGCGUUUCCAUCGCCAACAGUACCCUUACUUGAUAGGUGUGAUGUAUGCCGGAAAGUAGCGAUCGACAUCAUUCUCACGUGAAGAAGAAAGUGGCGGUAAACAACAAUGGAGGACAAAAAGCAGCUUUGAGCAAAGGCUGAAUGCUGCAAGUAAAAAAAACAUUUCACAACUUCUGACAAUGGAAAUGGCAAAAAUUACGCACUGUACUGAACCGUACCGCUCGGCUUCUGAGGCACAAGGUUUGAAAGGGCCAGUUACAACUUUACAACAAGUUUCUACAAUAAUUUGUGUCAUGUAUGUUGAUAAAGUUUUUUAUUUUUAUGCACUUUAUUAUACAACAUUUUUUGUUUGUUUUUCUAGUAUUCUCAUCAUCACUGUUCUGUCGUGACCAAUGUUGGGGCCAAUUUACAAGUAUUUCAAGUCAGGUCAUUACAAGUAACUUGAGUUAUGUAAUCAGAUUACUUUUUCAAGUAACUAGUAAAGUUACUUUUUCCACAUUUGACUGACAGCUCUCCUGUACUCAUGUUGAGAGAAAUAAAGUGCAGGACGUUGUGUGCGCUGUGUAAAUAUUAUGGUUAUUGUAGUUCUAGACUAAAUGUGAACAUGUUUUUACUCAUCUCACUUGCACAAAAACAUUCAGUAUUCCUCAAAAUGAAUAAAAACAGUGAAACGCAAUCUCAGAAUUUUACACAAAUAUAAUUUGUAUUUAAUCUCACUUUAUUAACCAAUGUCUUUGCUGCUGACCUUCAAUUAUCAAAUUCAACCACACUAAUAAGCAAAAAUUACUUUAUAUUAGAUUCAGAAAAAAGAGUGUUGAACUUCUCCUUAAUCAUGUUCUUCUUUAAUCCAGAAUGGCAGCACAGCUGAAAGGUUUGUUUGAACUGCGCCCUCUACUGUACAGGUGUAAAUAUGCAUUUCCUUCAGCCUGAGUUUUAUUCAUUUCACUUUUGGUGUGAAAGGGCCUUUUUUUGUUUUUUAAUUUUGGAAUGUGUUAUUUUGGGACAAUUAAAUCAUUCCCUGGUUAAAACAUAA
Messenger RNA from Ctenopharyngodon idella (grass carp), 3379 nucleotides. RefSeq lists its product as uncharacterized. The transcript is spliced from 4 exons. Lineage: Eukaryota; Metazoa; Chordata; Actinopteri; Cypriniformes; Xenocyprididae. The coding region runs from base 142 to 2265 and encodes 707 amino acids. The record is from RefSeq and is a predicted model, not a curated record. Gene Ontology annotation, molecular function: ubiquitin-protein transferase activity.